GACUUUUAUCAGUAAAUGCUCAAUUAUUGGGACAUCGUAUUUGAUUACGUUUGCCAUCGUUAUCUCACGAUGUUGGUUUUGUUGCACAAAAAUGCCGGCGCUGCAGCGGCCAGCCAGGUGCGCAGCAUUGCCAAACGAUUGCUGACGACAACAGCAGCAGGCUCAACAACAACGACAAAAACUACACCGGCAACGGAGCACUAUGAUAUCAUAAUUGGCGGAGGUGGCUUAGUGGGCACAACACUGGCCGCUGCACUGGCCAAAAAUACAACACUGGCGGACAAGAAGGUGUUGCUGCUGGAGGGAGCGCCACCAUUCAAGGGCUUCAAUUCAAGCGGACCCUAUCAAAAUCGCGUUUCGGCCAUCAAUCGGAACUCCGUGGAGCUCUUUAAAUCGAUUGAUGCUUGGGCACACAUCGAGGCGGCACGCUACAAGCCCGUCAAGCAGAUGCAGGUGUGGGAAUCGAACAGUAACGCGCUUAUACAAUUCCAGCAUGAUAACUUUGCCAGCGAUGUGGCCUGCAUCAUUGAGAAUGAUCUAAUACUGGAUGCGGUCUAUGCACGCGUCCGCGAUUCGGCGGAUAAUGUGAAGGUGCUGAAUAAGGCUCGCAUUGAAUGUGUGCGCCUGCCCGGUGAGACUGGCACAGCCCACUCACAUGUCCAGCUGCAGGAUGGACGCAGCUUUUCAUGCGAACUGCUCAUUGGCGCCGAUGGCGCAAAUUCUGUGGUGCGCAAACAAAUGGGCGUCGAUGUUUUCUCAUUUAACUAUGAGCGAAUGGGCUUGGUGGCCACACUGGACCUGAACAUGGAGGAGGACUCCGAUAAUUCGGUGGCCUGGCAACGGUUUUUGCCCACCGGACCCGUUGCCCUGUUGCCGCUGAGCUCCAAGCAAAGCUCGCUGGUCUGGAGCACCACAGUGCCGCAUGCCAAGCAAUUGCUGGCCAUGGAAUCAGCUCAAUUUGUGGAUGCCCUAAACGAGGCAUUUUGCAGGGAAUAUCCACGCUUGGAUGUGGCGGAUAAGGCGCUGCAAGCACUGAAUUCCUUCUUUGGUAACAGUGGAUCACAGCAUCAGCGUCAGUAUCCGCCGCGUGUUUGCGGCGUGCAGGAUGGCUCCCGCGCCACCUUCCCACUGGGCUUUCUGCAUGCCUCGUCGUAUGUGUGCAAUGGCGCUGCUCUUGUGGGCGAUGCCGCACAUCGCGUGCAUCCUUUGGCUGGCCAAGGCGUCAAUUUGGGCUUCAGUGAUGUGCGCAUUCUGGUGGAGACUUUGGCCACCGGCGCCUAUGCUGGCUUCAAGCUGGGCGACACACAGCAUCUGAUCAAAUAUGAACGCAAAUGCCUGGCCAAGAAUGUGCCCAUUAUGGUGGGCGUGCAUGGCCUGCAUACGAUCUACUCCACAGAAUUUAGUCCGGUGGUGCUGCUGCGCAGUCUCGGCCUGCAGCUGACCCAAAAUUUGCCGCCCAUCAAGAACAUUUUCAUGAAGAGCGCCAUGGGUUAAACGGACGGGUGCGCGGCAUGUUUUAUCUUUAAGUGUUUACAGUUUUACAGUCUCUGACCAAUACAAUAAAGGCUGUCUAAAA
Messenger RNA from Drosophila montana, 1576 nucleotides. It is a transcript of the gene Coq6, whose product is annotated as ubiquinone biosynthesis protein COQ6, mitochondrial. The record is from RefSeq and is a predicted model, not a curated record. Gene Ontology annotation, biological process: ubiquinone biosynthetic process. The transcript has 2 exons. Gene Ontology annotation, cellular component: mitochondrion. Gene Ontology annotation, molecular function: FAD binding; oxidoreductase activity, acting on paired donors, with incorporation or reduction of molecular oxygen, NAD(P)H as one donor, and incorporation of one atom of oxygen; 2-octaprenyl-6-methoxyphenol hydroxylase activity. The coding region runs from base 16 to 1494 and encodes 492 amino acids. NCBI's taxonomy places the organism in Eukaryota, Metazoa, Arthropoda, Insecta, Diptera, Drosophilidae.